This is a messenger RNA of Aspergillus vadensis CBS 113365, 766 nucleotides long. Its product is annotated as GFA family protein. Lineage: Eukaryota; Fungi; Ascomycota; Eurotiomycetes; Eurotiales; Aspergillaceae. The transcript has 5 exons. Bases 149 to 532 code for a protein of 127 amino acids. Gene Ontology annotation, molecular function: carbon-sulfur lyase activity. The record is from RefSeq and is a predicted model, not a curated record.
CGAAUUGCUGGUGUAUAACGUGGGUUUAAAUGUGGAUGGACAAUGCUCCACUUCUCCUGCCCCUGACUUUGAUGUUUAAAUCCCGGCAAGCUGCCACGAAUCGAGUCAUCACUCUCCAUCUUCCACAUCCAUCUACAGCACCUCAACGAUGCCCUACACCGGCCGUUGUAACUGCACCAGCGUCUCCAUCACCCUGCCGGCACAGCCGGAAAGGAGUGUAGCCUGCCACUGCAUCAACUGCAAGAAAGCUGGAGGAGGCUCUUUCUCAAUCAACUACUUCAUCAAUCAAAGUGACAUGACCAUCGAAGACCCCAGCCAGGCAAUGAAGAUCUACAGCGAUCCCAACACUUCUUCGCGGAACAUCGUCCAGCGUCAUUUUUGCUCCAGUUGUGGAAGCCCACUGUUUACGUUGUCGCCAAAGGUGCCGGGUAAAGCGUAUCUGAAAGCAGCGCUGUUUGACAUUGUGUCAAAGCCAGAAUCGGUGUUUUUCGGCGAUAAGCAGGAGGAGUGGGUGAGCAUUAACACGGCAUAGUGUGCUCAGUGUUAGCUUGGGUGGAGCAUUAGCGGAGUUAGGGUCCGGGGUUGAAUGAGGGGAUAAUUAGCGUGAUGGUCAGAGGGAUUUCUGAGAUUUGAUUCUAGUCAAGAUAGUUCCUCGUUGUCGUGAAGUUAUAUCUCAAUAGAAAUAAUCAAGCAGAUAGUCCUUCCAAAUCUAUUACGUCAUACCCGCUGGCGAAGUCAAUUCGCGAAUAAAAUCGAUCAAUCGGCG